AUGGCAGCAAAAGAUAAAGGAGCUGUGGCAUACCACACUGGCAAUAUCUUCACGGCAAGCAAUCAUGGAGACCGCGUCGAGGCAUUCAUAGUCUCAGCAAGCGGCGAGUUUACGGCCGUCGGAACCAACAGCGACAUUCUAGACAUCGCACGCCGCGAAAGUCUUCCCACAUUUGAUCUACAGUCGCGCUUUGUGAUGCCGGGUAUUCACGAUGCCCAUGUCCAUAUUCUUGUCGCAGGGCUCUCUCGUCUCUCCAAUCUGAAGCCUGGGUUCGACGUCACCACGUCCAACAUCGCCGAGAGGCUCAAGUCGCCGUCGUGCGCCUGUGAACACGCCCAUGCAUAUGGAGACUGGAUCGUCGGGGAUCUCUACCGCAUUGAGGACUUCGAUCGAGAAGCCCUCGACCGUGAAUUCCCCGAUACUCCAGUCCUUUUGCGGGGAGGAGCGGGUCAUGCAAUGUUCCUCAAUACCGCUGCUCUGGAAAGAUCGGGAUACAGCCUCACAGAACCUGACGGGCCACACAGCCAUUUCUUCCGCCGCGCAGAUGGCACCUUGACCGGUGAAAUGACCGAGCUAGCCAUGACCAAAGCAGCACUCGCGAUGCCGAAACCAGAAAUGGCACACAUCAAACGCAGUAUUCUGCACGCAGUGAAGCUGCUUCACUCGGUAGGAGUGACCAGUUUCCAAGAAGCGGCGUCGAAUACGCUCAUUCUCAAAGCACUAGGGGAGCUCGAUGUUACCGGGGAGUUGAAAGUGGACGUGCAAACGCACAUCGUAUACAAGCCAGAGCAGCUUGCGGAAGAAUGUCUCGAAACCCUGCACAAGACGCUUGAUCAGGCGGACAGUUUACGGUCUCAACAUGUCCAGACCAAUUUCGUCAAAUUCAUGCUGGAUGGUGUCCCACUGCAUCCGUACUACACGCACGCCGGUCUCACUGAGUCUGGAGCGAUUGACGAGAGCAAGAUACAGAUCGACGACCUGGCCGAAGCCGUCUCGAAGAUGGAUGCGAGGGGCAUGACAUGUAAGAUUCACUGCACAGGCUUUGGCAGUACACGUCGAGCCUUGGAUGUGUACGAGGCUGUAAGGAAGACCAAUAGUCAAGGGCCAAGGCAUGAAAUUGCGCAUUGCAGCGGUGUGCAUGAUGAUGAUUAUCCACGCUUCCGGCAGCUCAAUGUCACCGCCGAGAUGUCUCCCUCAAUGUUCUUUGUUCAUCCGCUCACCACCAUGUCCAAUGGCCUGAUGGACUGGAGUUGGGGGAAGAUGAUCAAAAACGGGGCCCAUCUGACGAUUGGAAGUGACUGGGCCUUCCAAGACCCGUCCCUCCUACCUGCUUGCGCUCUGAUUGCGGACAGCGUCGCAGCUGCGCUGCCAGCAACGGAGGCCGUGAAAAUUACAGCUGCCGAAGCAAUCUGUAAGAUGCUAACCGUCGCAGGUGCGAUAGCAACGGGCCGAGAGGACAAGACUGGAACCAUUGAGGUUGGAAAGAAAGCCAACUUCAUAAUGAUCGACCAUGACCUGAGCAAAGGUGAAUUCGAUGAAGCUCAGGUCCUGGGCACUUGGUUUGAAGGCGAGAGAGUUUAUGAGCGCCCUUGA
Molecule: messenger RNA, 1593 nt
Organism: Fonsecaea pedrosoi CBS 271.37
Lineage: Eukaryota; Fungi; Ascomycota; Eurotiomycetes; Chaetothyriales; Herpotrichiellaceae
Exons: 2
Coding region: 1-1593 (530 amino acids)
Molecular function (GO): hydrolase activity, acting on carbon-nitrogen (but not peptide) bonds
Source: RefSeq, a predicted model, not a curated record